UGUUGCCGGCAGAGGGAGCAGCAGCAGCAGGAGGAGGCGGCGUGGUUGGUUGAUGUCUGAGGCUUUUGCUGCUCUGGGCGAAUUGUGGCUGCGUGCGAAUCCAUUUUCGCUCGGUUUGUCGUGCCGGCCCACACACACACAGACAGAUACACACACAGACAGAUAUACACACAUACAUAGAUAUACACACACAUACAUAGAUAUACACACACAUAUAUAGAUAUAAACACACACGUACACACGCGUCCCGUGUGGGGGUACCGAGUGAGUGACCCGGCGUGUCCUGCCGGCUCGCUCACCUCGCGACCGGCGAGGCGAAACCCCGCGGUCUCCCCUCCUGCUCCUCCUGCUUCUUCUUCGUCUCUCGACUUGUCACCCGGGCCGACACGACACAGCGGAGAGGCGGGGGCAACAACAGCAACAACAACAGCAACAACAACAACCCUCCCCCCGCGAAGAUGAGCGUGCGAGCUACGACCAUUGGAGACAUAGCAGGCUUCUGGGCCGACCGGUCGCCGCUGCACGAGGCGGCGUCGCUGGGCCGCGCACUGCAGGUGAAGCGGCUUAUCGAGACGGGCGCCUGCGUGAACCUCGUCACCGUGGACUCGGUGACUCCGCUGCACGAGGCCUGCCAGAACGGCCACGCGCUCUGCACGCAGAUGCUGCUCUCCGCCGGCGCGCAGGUGGAGGCUCGUAACAUUGACGGGAGCACCCCACUGUGCGAGGCGUGUGCCUCGGGGAGCCUGGAGUGCGUGCGGCUGCUGCUGCUGCACGGAGCGCGCGUCAACCUCUCCAUCUUCACCGUAUCGCCGCUCCACGAGGCCUGCCUCGGCGGCAGUGUGGAGUGUGUGCAGCUGCUGAUCGCUGCGGGCGCGCACCUGGAGGCGCACGACUGCCACCUGGGCACCCCGCUGCAUGUGGCCACCUACAAGCAGCACCAGACGUGCGUGCGGGCGUUGCUCGACGCCGGAGCGAACGUGAACGCGGCGAAGCUGCACGAGACGGCGCUGCACCACGCGGCGCGCACGCACGAUGUGGCGCUGCUCGAGCUGCUCGUGGAGUUCGGGGCGUGCGUCAACGCCCGUGACAACCGCGGCCGCCGGCCCAGCGACUACCUCCCCGCCGGGUCGCCGUGCUGGGCCCAGCUGGCGCGAUACGAGAGACACCCCUCGUCGCUGCUGCAGCUGUGCCGCUUGGCUGUGCGUGGGUUCCUGGGUCCGCAGCGCCUGCACCAGCUGCCCCAGCUGCCGCUGCCUCGCCCGCUCAGGCAAUUCCUCGCCUACUCCUAACCCACACGGGCCCACCACUCACCGCCACCUCACCACUCGCUAUCACAGGACCUAGAUCCACUCACCAUUACCACCACCUCACCUACCUGCUAACUCACGUGGUUCGCCACUCACCACCACCCCCUCACCACCACCCCCUCACCACUCGCUCACCAUGGGGGCACCCACUCACCGCCACCGUCUCCUCACUGGUUUGCUCACCGCGGAUAUCACAGAUGCACUCACUCACCAUCGCCUCACCAAGGAGCCCGCAGAAACACCAACACACCGCCGAAUCGAUCGUCCUUUCGCUCGCCACCGAUUCCUCACCGUGCUCGCUUUACCGCGAGCUUACAGAACCACUCGCUCCCCAAUGGCCACGCCGCCCUCGCUCGCCACGCAGCUCACAGAACCACAGAACAUGCUCACGGUGAGCAAACGGUGGUCGCCUGCGCCGGUCAGCUGCGUCAAGCCGGGGGAUGGUGCAACGUGGUGGGGGGUCGAAACGGUAGGGGGCACCGGAACUGUAGCGGUGGUGUCCGUAAGUCCUCGCAGCGAUCCGUGGUCGCGAUUCGAUCUGAGAAUCCAAUCUCUUCUCUCUUUAUUACAAAAGUAAAAUAAAUAUAUAUACAGUAAUAUAUCAUGACAGGGAUUGUUUAACGAUGAUCUUUAUUGAUUUAUGCCGCGGAAACGACCAACGUUAUUUGGAGACCGUACUGUGGUACGUUCAUCGUCGCCAUCAUCAUCAUCGUCAUCAUCGUCGUCAUCAUCAUCAUCGUCGUCAUCAUCGUCAUCAUCGUCAUCAUCAUCGUCGUCGUUGUAACGUUGCAUUGCAAAGUUAGUUUUCGACUGGCUUGGGGACCCCAGGCGGGCGGAUAUGUGAAUACGUGAACGGUCGGCUUUGUGGACGUCUGCAGAAAACGAGGGUUGGGCCGUGGUCUGUGCGCAAACGCUUGCACGUGGUGUGGGGGGGGGGGGGGGCGGUGGGCGGACACGCGGCGUCGUGCGGUGUUUACGAGUGAGAGAGCCGAGAUAUUUCACGGCUCGAGGUGACGGCCGAAGCUCCGCCGCUGACAGCGCGUCGGCCGAUCCGUCCCAGCGCCGCCGAUGGUGACAUUGGUGGCGCGAUAACGUGCCAAGACAAAAAUGUCGUCGAAAGCCAACGUCGUGCCAACGUCGAGUGAAUUUUGUUCAUAGUUUACCCCUCCCCACCGCCCCCACCGCCCCCAGCGUGCGCUAAAUGGACACUGGGUGACACUGAGCUCUGCUGCCAAGGUGGAGCAAUUCCACAUUCUUAUGGUGGAGCCUUGUCAAACCAUAGGAGCAAUCGUUGUUUGUUUUUCUGCCAGCAGUGGUCAUUGCUCUGUGUGUGCGAUGUACGUGACCUCUGUGCUGUAUAUGUAUGUAUACACUACACACACCACACAUACACAAAGAUUACCCGCAUAGCCUUCAAAAGGCUGUUGGGGCAAAUACUGUUAGCAGGAAUCUAUUAAGGCCCUAUCUAGGACACAAGGGCGUAGGUGGCCAACAACACGCCUGGCCGCCUUUGUCUCUCCAGUGCUAAUGGUUUUACACACCACACAAGGGACGACUGUGCGAGGUCCUGGGACCGGUUCAGAUAUUCACCAUUGUUAUUGGUCGAACUCGGGCCACCCGGUUCGUAGCGCAGUGUGCUAAGCACUGCACCACCGCUCCCCACCUCACCACUAAAAUACACACGCCCGCAAAAACACCUCAAUGCUGGAAAAAUGUUACCUGCACGUUCCUCAGUUGAUAUCACACAGCAGUACCAGCAGCAACAUCGCCCCCUACUGUGAAUCCUGAGAAGGAGCCUCCUGAAAGAGAAUCGAGACUUUCGUGGGUAAACAGGUGGAAUAACAAGAACAGUCAUAACAAGUAUUGAGCUCGCAGUGUUCGUUUCUCAAGAGUUUUUUCACCAACCCCAUGAGGGCAGCAUUUCAGGUUCAAAAAAUCUUGGAAGAGAUUUGGUCUGAAACUCCCGAGCAAGACCCUCUUGAAAGAGUGUCUUGAGACUCGGCCAGUUGGGAUUCUGAUUGUACGUGCGAGCAAUCGAUCCACGUGUUUAAAAAACAAAACAAUAUGGCGGUCGUUGAUUAGUGUGGUUUAUUUAUAUACAGGGUGGCUCGAGAGUCAGGGCACAUGGAGUUAUUCUAUUUAUUUCAGCAAAUCACGUAGGGUUAUUUCAUUUAUUGUAACAGAUGCUCAAACUGACUCCCAUUAACAUGCGUGUACACGUGCAUUCUCUUUUGAAAUGAAUUUAGGAGUUUUUUUAAUAACAUUGCAGGUGUCAUCUUUGACCGUUCAUCAAUUGUUAAUAUCAAUUUCCACUUCAUUUUUAAACGCCAUCCGAAUAGGAAGAAAACAAACACAAUUAAUAAUGAUAACAGAUAAAGUAAUAACUUAAAGAAUAAACAAUACAAAUGUUGUAAUGCCAGUGUUCAAAUAAAUGAAAUAAGCUCUGUGUCUUGACUUUUGGGCCACAUCAGAGUACACUACAAUACAUAUAUAAACACCUCACCAUCGUCAUCAUCGAGCGGUAUAGUGAAGAUUAUCACGAACAAAAUGAAUAAUUGGCCUAAAUUUCCCAUAUUUUUAGUCUCGGCAUGAAAAAUAAAAGUAUUAUUUUACACAUCCCAUUGGCUGCGCGGCUUUCUGUGAGCGCGUCUUAGCAGCAGCGUUGAUUCAAUAAGAGCGAAUAUCUGCACCGGUUUUCAACAUCCAGUGUCUCAUUAGCAGCAGAAUCAGUCGGACGUGCGCGCUUGAAGCAGUGCUGAUGAACUGCCAGAUGUUUAUAGGCAAAAGGACCCACGCGGUUCGAUAUGGGUCACAGGUUGACACAAAACUAAUGGAGUACACGGUAUUCAAUAACACAUUCGGCUAUAAUCCUGUGGCUGUAAAAUGAAAAUAAUAUAAUAGGCGACAUUUCCGGCAAUGGCCCUUCAUAGCACAUGUGCACCACUGCCAACGUACGGUCACCAAACUACUUUAUAAUUAGUAUUAUAAUUUUAUACCCGGAGUAUCUUUCACGAGAUUCAAUCGACUGGUGAUUGAAUUUUGCGAAAGUGUUCAGCUGUGUAUCUUGAGAGUGGCAGAAAUUUUAUGGACUUCUAGCGUUGUAUAUUGAAAUUCCCAGAAAAACAUGCAAAUGUUGGUCCAACUUUGGACCAAAGUUGGCGUGUGGUCGGAACCGUUGGCCCAUUGUUGGCCUAACGUUGGCAUGUGAUUGGGCCAACUUUGGCCCAACGGUUCCACGUUUACUGGGUUAGUGGAAGACACGUUCAGGGAUUUGAAAAAUAAAAUGCGAAUUUCUGUAUCAUUGUUUAAACCCAAUUCCUAAUUUUCUGCUUCUUUCUUAAAGCGCAUUUAUUGGGAGGGGGAAAUAGCACAGAUGUUACAGUCAUCACGUCCUGGCCUUGAUUAGCAAUUAGGGUAAUUUGUUUUUUUCGAGGUGGUAUCACGUUGUAUAAAUUUAAUAAGCUUGACAAACAUUUUGCAAUCAAAUAAACAACACUUUACGCUUGUAUGAAUAA
Petromyzon marinus (sea lamprey) is the source of this 4822-nucleotide messenger RNA. RefSeq names its product ankyrin repeat and SOCS box containing 13 (gene ASB13). Lineage: Eukaryota; Metazoa; Chordata; Hyperoartia; Petromyzontiformes; Petromyzontidae. The record is from RefSeq and is a predicted model, not a curated record. Gene Ontology annotation, molecular function: protein binding. Gene Ontology annotation, biological process: intracellular signal transduction; protein ubiquitination; positive regulation of protein catabolic process.